Molecule: messenger RNA, 711 nt
Organism: Polychytrium aggregatum
Lineage: Eukaryota; Fungi; Chytridiomycota; Chytridiomycetes; Polychytriales
Product: class II aldolase/adducin N-terminal
Exons: 3
Cellular component (GO): cytoplasm
Molecular function (GO): methylthioribulose 1-phosphate dehydratase activity; metal ion binding
Source: RefSeq, a predicted model, not a curated record
GAACCCGAGCACCCCGCCAACCUGAUCCCCGAGCUGUGCCGGCUCUUCUACACCCUUGGCUGGGUCACCGGCACUGGGCAAGUACCUUUCCGCGGCGGCAUCACCAUCCGGCACAACGAUUACAUCUACAUUGCCCCUUCGGGUGUCCAGAAGGAGCGCAUCAAGGCCACGGACCUGUACGUCGUUGCUCCCAAUCGCGACAUUCUGCGCUCGCCGCCCCCCGAGAAGGGAUGGAAGCCCUCGCAGUGUACCCCUCUCUUCUUCAACGCCUACGACCUGCGCAACGCCGGCGCCUGCAUCCACACCCACUCCCAACAUGCCGUCAUGGUCACUCUGUUGUGGCCCGGAGAAUACUUUGAAAUCACACACCAAGAGAUGAUCAAGGGCAUCCGCAAGGGCAUGACCAAAACCAACUACAAGUACUAUGAAACCCUGCGGAUCCCUAUUGUUGAGAACACGGCUGAGGAAGAAGACCUGAGGGAUAGAAUGCACGCCGCCAUGGAAAAGUACCCCGAUUCUUGCGCUGUCCUCGUGCGCCGCCACGGCGUCUACGUCUGGGGCGAGAACUGGCAGAAGGCCAAGUCCAUGUCCGAGUGCUAUGACUACUUGUUCGAGAUCGCUGUCAAGAUGAGAUCUAUCGGACUGGACCCUGCCAAGGUUCCUGAAGACUCGGAAUACGCCGAUGUGUGUGCCAACCACAAGUGCUGCUGA